Molecule: messenger RNA, 644 nt
Organism: Perognathus longimembris pacificus (Pacific pocket mouse)
Lineage: Eukaryota; Metazoa; Chordata; Mammalia; Rodentia; Heteromyidae
Product: biliverdin reductase A-like
Exons: 7
Coding region: 48-629 (193 amino acids)
Molecular function (GO): nucleotide binding
Source: RefSeq, a predicted model, not a curated record
CCACCUAUCUGACCCUGGUUCACAUAGCCAGAGAUGUAGCUGAUGUGAUGUCCCAGAUGGUUCCCUGCCACCAGCCUCAGAGCAGAAGAUCCCAGCCUGAGUGCCAAGCUUGUGGGGCUGAGGCCCUGAAAGAAGAGGUCAAGAUGGAGGCUGAGCCUGUGAGGAAGUUGGGCGUGGUGGUGGUUGGUGUUGGCAGAGCUGGAUCCGUGAGGAUGAGGGACUUGCAGAAUCCAGAAGGAUCCUCGGUGUGCCUGAAAUUGAUCGGCUUCGUUUCCAGACGGGAGCUUGGCAGCAUCGCAGACGUGCAGCAGAUGUCUUUGGAAGAUGCUCUUUCCAGCCCAGAGGUCGAGGUGGCCUUCAUCUGCAGUGAGACCUCCAGCCAUGAGUGCUACAUCAGGCAGUUCCUAAGUGCUGGCAAGCACGUCCUUGUGGAAUACCCCAUGACACUGUCACUGGCAGCCGCUCAGGAAGUGUGGGACCUGGCGCACGAGAAAGGAAAGGUCUUGCAUGAAGAGCACAUAGAACUCUUGAUGGAGGAAUUUGCAUUCCUGAAAAAAGAAGUCGUGGGGAAAGAACUGCUGAAAGGAUCCCUUCACUUCACAGGUCAGUUUAGUGUGCAGACACAUUGAAUGCCCAGCUCCUUU